Molecule: messenger RNA, 2248 nt
Organism: Salvelinus sp. IW2-2015
Lineage: Eukaryota; Metazoa; Chordata; Actinopteri; Salmoniformes; Salmonidae
Source: RefSeq, a predicted model, not a curated record
ACUGUGUGACAGAACAACCACGACACAUAGAAGAACCAAAGAACAAGAUAACGCACAGAGAGACAAAGACUCCAUGACAAACUUCAGAACUGAGGAUGCUGAAGAACAUCACAGGUGACAUGGGGAAUGGCUCCUUCUCCUGCCACCACUCCUCCUUUGAGGCCUUCCGCUGCUUUGGCGUGCUGUGGAGUUCGGCUGUGACCAUAGUUGGGACGGUGGGGAACGUGAUGACCAUUCUGGGGGUGCGGACGCGUUUCAACUCGCUGAUGGUGAACCUGGGCCUGGCGGACCUGCUGUACUGCACCCUGCUGCAGACUGCCUGUGUUGACUCCUACCUACACCUCCGCUGGAGGGGCGGCGUCUUCGGCCUCCUCUUCCUCUCCAACUCCGUCUCCAUCAUCACACUGUAUCUGAUCAAGGCAAGUCGCUACCUGCUGGUGGCGAGGCGGUAUAUCUUUGAGUGUGUGUUCUCUCGGUGGGGCCUCGCCCUCCUCCUGCCCUCCACCAGCUUUGGCCGGCUUUGGCCCAUUUACGUGUUUCUUCCCUGCGUGUGCACAUGCAGUUUCCACCGCACCAGGGGGCGCCCUUACACCACCGUGCUGCUCUUCUUCUACUUCUUCAUCGGCCUGGGCUGCGUGGUGCUUUUAUUCCUGCUCAUCUACAGGCGGGUCAGGGUGGCAGCAAGGGCACCGGUCAGCUACUGACUCAGCUGACGCUUAUCACGAAGGAAGCCGACCUCAUCAGAACCAGGGAUGGAGAGGGACAGUGGCGUCGGGAGUGGGGUGGCCACCACCCAGAGCUGUGAGUUGAACAGCCAGGGGGAACUACCCAAUACAAGGGUGGAGAGGUGAAGGGGAACCCUGGGAAAGCCCAGUCCUCCCACUCCACCUGUGGGUCUGCUUUAACUUCACAUUCAGCUCACCUAGCAGGGGGACAGGAGCCCCCCCCUGCCCUUAUCCCUGCGCUCCACUUGGCUGCUCCUGCCCCUAUCACUGCCCCCUCCUCCUCCACCACCUCUUCAGUGGACAAUGGUGAGUUAUCGUCCAGUGUUUCGUAUGCUGUUUUGUCUGCUGAACAUUGCUGAUAAGUAGAACCGCACCCCCCAAGGUGCUCCACAUGUUCUGUGCCAACCUCGCCUGACUCAACAGCUGUAAUAACCCUGUGCUCUACACUGUCUUGAACCGCCAGUUUGGACAGACUUACCGGGCCCUACUGGCCAGGGCCACCAGACCCUCUGGAAACAUUGACCUUUACAUAUUGGUAGUUUAGGAGGGGCUCUUAUUCAGAGGGAUUAAUGUUGCAUUCAAGAAAACUGGAAACUCUGAAAAAAACAAUGUCAAAUCAUGACGACAGUAAUCUUCAGGUCCGGAAGUCGGAGCUCUAGAAAGAGGCCGGAGCUCCCGACUUGGAAUUCCGAGUUGGAUGACCGUCCAAAAAUAUUUUUCCCAGUCAUCUUGAACGCACUGAAGUCGGAAGUCUGAGAUUUAUGAGUUCCGAGUUAUUUUGAAAGCGGCAUUAUAGUGCAUUCGACUAAGCUGGGUAAGACAACCAUAAAGUAAUUAUCACAGCACUUCAAAUAGGGAAAACACUCUUCUCCCCCAUUGGUCUUGAUGGAGCUACUUCCUCCUCUAUAAAUUCCUCUCCUCCUUCCUGAAUGUCACAUUUACUAUCAGCUCACAAGGGCAAAAUCAGCCAUUCUGUGAUUUCUUCUGGAAAGGGUUCAACGAUUUUAGGCUAAGAUUAUGCUCACAAGGCUUAUUUUUUUUCAGUUACAAACACCAACGUACACUUACUGUAAGGCCUUAGUUCUAAUAGAUGAAAUGGCUUUCAAAGCUCAAAGUUCACCUCUAUCAUGUACUGUAGUCAUAUAAUAUGAUCAAACCGCAUAAGGUCAUCUAUUCUUUCAGCAGGAAGCCAGAGGUCACCAACYGGGAGAUAUCACUGUAUCAAGACCUGGGGGGUGUUAGUUAUGCAAAUAACUACAUCCUCCUCUACAUCUUGUAUAUAUGUCAUUGUAUCUUGGUCUGUUUAUAAUAUAACAAAUCUGUACUUUCAUUACUUCUAGUACCUUACUUUCACUGGACACAUAGGACAUUCCCCUUUUACACAUGGGAAAAUUCUGCCCACCCUAGAUCAGAACUUCUGAAAUGUCACCUUUUUUCAAGUUCCAAAAUGCAUGUCCUAAAGAGAUGUUGGAAGUCAUAAUGUCCUCAAUGAUAUGAUUAAAUAGGUCUCCACCUCCUGGUGA